AUGGUUAGGCAAUGUAACUUGAUUGAUAUGGGUUACCAUGGUCCUUGGUUCACAUGGUGCAACAAGAGGCAAGAAGGACUGAUACACAAAAAGUUGGAUCGAGUUUUAGUGAAUGAGGAAUGGCUCCUUAAUCAUCCUUAUUCCUAUUCAGUUUUCAAAGCAGGAGGUGUCUCAGAUCAUCUUCGUGGAAGGUUUUACUUGUCUCACAAUGAUCAGCGCACCAAAAAGUCUUUCAAGUUUCUCAAUGCUCUCGCCAAGAUGCCAGAGUUUUUGCCAGCGAUGGAGAGUUUUUGCCAGCGAUGGAGAGUUUUUGCCAGCGAUGGAGGAGCACUGGGGGAAAUCUCAGGUACUUUUUCAUUCGACAUCAGCUAUGCACCGUCUCACCAAAAAGUUAAAGAGCUUGAAACUGAUUCUAAGGCAUUUGAGGAACUGUGUAAGAAGCAAGAAGCAAAUGCAACCAAUCCCAGCCAGGAGGCUUUAGCAGCAGCAUUAACUAAGUGGGAACAUCUUUAUGAGCUGGAGGAAGCUUAUCUCAAACAAAAAUCCAAGUUACAUUGGAUAAAUGUUGGAGAUAAAAGCAAUAAGAUCUUCUUUAGGGCUGUAUGUGUUCGGGAAUCUCAAAACCUGAUUAAGAAAAUUGUCGACAAGAAUGGGAAUGUUCUAAAGGAUCCAGUCGAUAUCAAAGCUGAGGCAGAGAAGCAUUUUAGUGAUUUUCUUACUGAUACGCCAAAGGAUUUCCAGGGGAUUGAGACUGAGGACCUCGAAAAUCUCCUGGACAUAAAGUGCAAUACAUUUCAAUGCGAGCAGCUGACUAGGGAGGUGACUGAAGACGAGAUUAAGCAGUUCGAUUGGGAAGCAGCAGUCAGAGAAAUCGACUUGGCUUGCCUGAAAAGAGCAUCAAACACAUCUUCUUCUUCGAACCAUUUCACUCCUUCUGCUCAUCAACCAAUUACGAAGGACAAUGGCACUAAGCUCUAG
Eutrema salsugineum is the source of this 978-nucleotide messenger RNA. RefSeq lists its product as uncharacterized. NCBI's taxonomy places the organism in Eukaryota, Viridiplantae, Streptophyta, Magnoliopsida, Brassicales, Brassicaceae. The transcript is spliced from 3 exons. The coding region runs from base 1 to 978 and encodes 325 amino acids. The record is from RefSeq and is a predicted model, not a curated record.